Aureobasidium subglaciale EXF-2481 is the source of this 1061-nucleotide messenger RNA. RefSeq lists its product as uncharacterized. The transcript has a single exon. NCBI's taxonomy places the organism in Eukaryota, Fungi, Ascomycota, Dothideomycetes, Dothideales, Saccotheciaceae. The coding region runs from base 209 to 709 and encodes 166 amino acids. The record is from RefSeq and is a predicted model, not a curated record.
GACCGCUAGAGGCGAAGCCAUUGGAGCUCGUAGGGAGCAGAAAAUUUGCAAGUGAACCGAUCUGAGGUACGACACGGGGCAGAGUAAACGAACUCCUCCAUGGAGGUAGGACAACACAAUUCUCCGGUAAGCGAGUCACCGUUCGUGCACACGGCAUUCUCAGUGAAGCUCGGAAUCACUCGUGCCUCGCGCCAUGCAACGCUGCACGAUGCCACGACAUUAUCAAGCAUCCGUAGUACUACGCAUCAAUUGCUUCGCAUCGUAUCUUCGACAACAGACAUCAACCAAUUCACGACUCAGCAUCUUUCACUCCAACAACAUCAAGCCUUCCAACCUCCACUUCGCCAAUCCCCAUUUCCUCAACCAUGACCAACCCUUCCACGCUUCAUCCAUCAAAACUCCAGAAAGACACACGGCAACAAUGACAAACUCCAAUUCCACCACCACCACAACAAAUGGCACUCAUACCAACAGCAUCACCCUCAGUUCCCUAAUCUCCCAAGCCAAUGUCAUCGCCGCCCAAGCCCACUCCCGCCAGGACUUUUGGAACACCUUCAACAUCCGCUCCGAAGAAAACCUUUACAAGUUUGAAAUCGCCCGUCGUCUCCUCGUCAGUGACUCUGACUUUGCGCUCAAACUCCUUCAAAUCACCCUUGAGGUUGCCGAACAAGUUGAUCGUGACAGUGAAAAUCUACUUGCUGGAAAGUAAGGUCAGGAGGUUGAGCUUGAGGGGUUGAAGAGGGAUGUUGGUAUGCUUAAGAGGUGAGUUUUAGAAAGUCAGAAAGCUGAAGGCUGAACAGAGGGAGAUGAACAGCGAGUAUCUGAAACCUCAGCAGGACAAGUUCUUCAUUGAGAUGGUUUCAAGAAGCAUCUAAGAGUCUUUGAACUUCUGCUGGACAGAAGCACAAAGAGGACUCGGACUGAGCCAUAGUUACUAUUGCCCCUGGAAGUCGUGCUUCUAUCAGGUAGACUUCUUACAGUUCCUCGGGAAGAGGUGCCCGCUGAAUUAGCUCACAUGCACAUAUCACAUUUGGACUCACUCUCAAAGUGGUGGUACCUUG